Molecule: messenger RNA, 2039 nt
Organism: Centrocercus urophasianus (Greater sage-grouse)
Lineage: Eukaryota; Metazoa; Chordata; Aves; Galliformes; Phasianidae
Exons: 8
Coding region: 53-1537 (494 amino acids)
Molecular function (GO): protein binding
Source: RefSeq, a predicted model, not a curated record
AGGCAGCAAGUGGGACUGAGAUCUGAUUCUGUGCCCAGGACUGGAUGCUGGCAUGGCCCUGCAGUUUCUGGCUCUGAACUUUCUCCUGGUCCUUUUUCCUCUGCUGGCAGCACAGGGCCAGGAAGAACCUGAUUCCCUGGUCCAAGGAGCACCCCAAGGAACAGAAACGUGCAAAAGGCCCCGGUGGGACCCAGGACUCCAUCUGGAACCAGAUCUGCAGGAGUAUAAGAAAAAUGAAGAAGUGAUGUUGAGCUGCCCUGAGGGUUUACAGCCAUCCUACACCCAAGUCAGAUGUUCAAGAGAAGUGCAGAUCAUCAUUAAUGGGAAGCCUAUUUACAGGGAAGUUUGGCUGGGAAGAGCCAGCAGUGGUUCCUGGAUCCGCAUUCGGUCCAGAGUGGAGUGUGUGGAGGUGCUAGAAGUUGUCCCUGCGACCCUGGAGGUUUCCAGCACCAGCAUCAAACUGAACUGGACCUGCAGAUUCCCUGAUGCCUGCCAGCACGUGCAGGCCACAUGCCGGCUGGCAGGGCCUUCCUCACCUCCUUGUACGGCUGAGGAGGUCACUGGAGUGGAGCUCCUACACGGACAGAGGGGAACAUUCACCUGUCCUCCCCUGCAGCCCUUCACUGACUACACUGUCACCAUCUCGGUGCCCCCCAGCACAGUCCUGUUUUCAUGGAUGAUCAGGACAAAAGAAACAGUGCCGCAGAAGCUGGAGCAGCUGCAGCUGGAUGCCAGCACGGGGACCCUCAGGUGGAAGGCGCUGCCCUCCUGCCAAGGGGAGAUCGUUGGGUACCAGCUGAACGUCACGGCCAGGGCCUUGCAGGACGGCGGCUUCCUGCAGAUCGAGCGGCUGAGGCUGAGCAGCCAGACCACGGAGCACCCAUUGCCCGCGUACGGCCCCGGCACCACAUAUGCGGUGGCCGUGCGGGGCCUCACAGCCGUGGGUCCCGGAGCUGCAUCGCAGUUUCACACCAGCGGCUCAGAGACGCCCGAUGGCUGCUCCCGCCUCCUGCUCGAUACCUCUCCAUCUCAGGGCACCGCCGUGCUUCCCCUGCACCCCAUCUCCCAGCGCCCUGAGGCAGCGAGUGAGCACCAGCUGCUCGUGGCGGUGACACACAACAGCACGGUGCUGGAAGACGCCUGCUCGGGGGAGCUGCAGCCCUCCAACCACAGCCACCCUGCUGACCCCUACGUGGCCGCCGUGCUCAACCUCAGCGCGCCCACGGACUUCGUGCUGGGUGACGGGGCCCGCGGGCACGGCUUCCACAACGCUCCCCUGCACCCAGGAUGGGAUUACACCGCCCUGCUGCGCCUCGCCCGGCGCUCACCGCAGGCGGAGACAUUCACCUGCGUGUGCUACAGCUUCUCCAUGGGUAAGUGGUUCCUCUGCCCCACACCUGUGCCUGAGGGUCUUUCUGUACCCCCCCUUUUCCCAGCCCAUAUCCUUGCAAGGAGAGGAGCUGGGCAGUCCAGGAGCUCUUGUGGGAGCAGAGGAAACUUCUGUUUCCCAGAUACUGGGAGUAUUUACCUGCUAUAACCGGUUCCUACCUCCAUCUUCUUGGAUGCUCUCUGGAUCCUGAGGCUCUCUGUGGGUGCACAGGCUUUGGUACCCCUGGCCUUUUGGGCAGGUGUGCAUGGCUGCAGCUGGACCCCCUGCAGCUUCCAUGCCAUCAUCUCUCCUCAAUCUCGGUCCUAAUACUGCCCCAGUCCACAUGCAACCCCAGAAACACUAAUGCCUUGCCCAGCUUUGUGCUGAGGGAAAGGCAUGGAGGCAUGCCCAUGCUGAAGGGCAUCGCACCCAGCAUCUCAUAUCUCAUAUAUGAUCCUUGAUCCCACAGAUUUCCCGAUCCUGCAGUCACCUCUGCACACUUGCAGACAUCUACUUCUAUGGUCAGUGUCUGUGCAGACGUGUGGCACAGGCUGUGGCACUCACCCCUGGCUGUUUGUUAGUUUCAGGUCAGCCACCAUACCCAUGGCCAGGGAUUGUGAUUGGAGUGGUUGUGCUUUUGGUGCUGGUCCUCCUGUUUACAGGCAUCAUG